AUGCCUCCCAAGCUGAACCCCCUCCCCCCGCUGAGCCAGCUCCCUCUAAACGAGGGUGACCCGCCUCACUCCGCAUGGGGCCUUUGGGAAGGACAGGACAGCUCUCUCGGCUCGCUCAACUACCUGACUGACGAGCUCGUGCUCAAGACUCUCCGCGAGGAAGUACGGACAGGUGCGAGGAUCGGCUUAGACCUACCGCUGGAUUUCUUCAACCCGCCCCUACUUGGGCGAGCAGGGUUCGAGCAAAAGGUCAUCGACAAGGCUCCCCUAGUCGUCAACGACGAUAUCAUUACCUUCAACACACAAGGCAGCUCCCAGUGGGACAGCCUGCGUCAUUUCGCAUAUCAAAAGGAUCAGAAGUUCUACAACGGGGCGACACAGCAAGACAUCCACGCAGCCCCGAGGACAUCGGUCAAUGACCUCCAAGGAUGGACUGAGAAGGGCUUGGCGGGCCGAGGUGUGCUCAUUGACUAUGCUGCCUACGCGGCGCGGGAGAAGAUUGCCAUCGACCACUUCUCCCCGCACGGAAUCACCGUCGAUGUUGUAAAGGCCAUUGCAGACGAGUCCAAGAUUGAGUUCCAACCGGGAGACGUGCUUUUCCUUCGCACGGGGUACGUUGAUGCGUACAGACAGCUUUCAAAGGACCGCCGCGUCGAAGUGGCCGGCGUGAGGGAAUGGUGUGGCCUCGCUCAGAGUCGUGAGACGACCGAGUGGCUGUGGGAGCGCCAAUUUGCCGCAGUGGCCUGUGAUUCUCCCGGAUUCGAGGUUCGACCCCCGACUGACAAGGCGUGGCAUCUGCACCCGAUCCUGCUGGCUGGAUGGGGCACGCCGAUAGGCGAGCUCUUCGCCUUGGAUGCUCUGGCGGACGCGUGCAGGGCCCGGGGGAAGUUCUCCUUCUUCUUCACUUCGGCACCGCUUAAUUAUUCUGGUGCGGUUGCGUCGCCUCCCAAUGCGGUCGCGAUUAUAUAG
Messenger RNA from Clonostachys solani, 969 nucleotides. The record is from the annotation of a GenBank genome assembly. NCBI's taxonomy places the organism in Eukaryota, Fungi, Ascomycota, Sordariomycetes, Hypocreales, Bionectriaceae.